Dermacentor albipictus is the source of this 4616-nucleotide messenger RNA. RefSeq lists its product as uncharacterized. NCBI's taxonomy places the organism in Eukaryota, Metazoa, Arthropoda, Arachnida, Ixodida, Ixodidae. The record is from RefSeq and is a predicted model, not a curated record.
ACGACUUGGGCGUCCCGAGCGCGCCACACGCGCCGGAACCGGGAGCGGAGAGCGUACUGGCCCGGCCCGCCCUUUUUUUUCCUUCGCUCACCCGCCGGCCGCACUCCCGUUGCCGCUGCGCCGUUUCGGGAGAAAAGGAACGCCGCCGGGAAGAGGGGCGAAAACGAAGCGGUCGCUGCGCGGCUUCAAGCGCGCGCGCUCUUCGACACACCCGCCGGCGUUGUCCACGCGUGGGGCCCGCUCGGAGAGGCGAGCUUCCGUGGCACCGGAGAGAGCGAAAGAAAACAAAUAGAGUGCUGUUUGUAAUGAUUAGACCGGACUGCUGCUUCGGGACUGCCCGCCGGCGCGUGCCCACGUUGGGGGGAUUUCUCUGCUGCCGGCUGCUGUGGAUAACCGCCCUCGUCGAAGGCAUAUCGUGUCUUCGGCUACUGGAGAUGUCGGCGCCAUCCGCGGCGAUCCACGGCCGUGGCAUGUGGCUCAACUGCAGCUUCGACCUCGAGUCCGACGAGCUGUACUCGGUCAAGUGGUACAAGAACGACACCGAGUUCUACCGGUACAUCCCUCGGGACAGACCGCCCGCGCAGAACUACGACCUGCCGGGUGUGGUGGUCGACAUGUCCCGGUCUCGUGAGGGUCACGUGUUCAUUUCAUCAGUGAACUUGUCCACCGAGGGGAACUACCGCUGUGAGGCGUCGGCAGAGGCGCCUUCCUUCCAGACUGUAGUCCAAGAGAAGGAAGUCAAGGUCUUCGUGAUCCCCGAGCGUCCGCCAACCAUACGAGGUACGCGAGCCAAAUACGGCGUCGGGGAGCGUGUUGAUGUCUCUUGCCGAGCCCCGUACUCACUUCCGACCGCCAAGCUGGUCUGGCUCGUCAAUGACCAAGAGGUUCCGUUCACGGACGUGCGCGAGCUGGAGACCCUGUACGACUCCGAGGGGCUGCAGAGUUCGGGCACAGCGCUCUCGUUCACCCUGCGACCGCACCACAUGGCGGGAAGCUGGCUGCGACUGAAGUGUGUGAGCGUCAUCUCCGAGGUGUACCUCACGUCCAGCGAAGAGCUCAUUGUCGGUGACACGGUGCCAUCCAUACCGUACCCAGAAACGAGCCCUGACAGCCCAGUUAUCGAAGGCGGCCAGCAUAAGUACCGGAUCAACGACCUGGUGAAUUUGACCUGCAGGUCUGCAGAGUACGACACACCGCCGGAGCUCACGUGGUUCAUAAACGACAAAGAGGCCCGUCCCGAGUACUUGGUGAGGUACGAGCUGCAGAGAUACCCGAGGUACGCCGGGUCACUGGGCUUACGCUUCAGGGUACGACCAGAGCACUUCGAGGAGGAACGCAUGCACCUGCGCUGUACGGUCACCUUAUCGCACGUCCUGAACACCAGCAGCGCAGAGGCCAGCAUCAAGAACAAGCACCGAACCAUGUCGGGACUCAGGGCACCUACGGACGAUGCGACAAACGAAGGGAUGUCCGUGCUGACUCCCUUCCUGUCCAGCCUACUCAUCUGCUUCGCCCUCCUGGAGCUAUGAUGGACAUCGCUGCGAUGGCUGGAUUCGAGAUGUACAAGCAACAACUCGCCGCGUGCAAUAGCCCUGGUUCUUCUUCUGCUGAGACCUUGCGCGUUUCCGUAUACGACCGUUUCAUGCCUCUCCAUUCGAGUCAACUAGUAUGGGACGCAGCCCACAAGGCUGCGCCGUUUGUCGGGAGGAAAUGCUACAAUGCGUCACCGAGUGCGGGAAUCGUACGUCUCUCGUGCGCGAGGCCACGUCAUGUUUGGAAGUCAGUGGCAUAAUGCCAGUAUCGUGUCUCUCAUUUUCCAAUUCCUGACGCUCAAAGAUUGUAAGAACUUGGGCUACCGUUGCGAGUAACGCAACACGCUGCGCAAAUGGUCUAGUCCUAAAGAACAUUACGUUCAAGAGUCAAGGGUAAAACAGACGCCGACCAAAAACAUUAAAAGAAAAGGAAACCAGGACGUUUCGGCUCCCUUGCUCACAAUCGUGACUGUGAGUAAGGCCCCCGUGUGGGACCCGGCACAUCCUGGUUUCCCUUUCGUUUUAUGUUUUUGGUCAGCGUCCGUUUUAUCCUUGACUUUGAGCUAUACCGACGAGACGAGUUUUCACCGCUCUUGAUUUCACUAGGUUCAAUAUUUUGCUAGCAUGUUAUAGAAGCAGCGCUGUAAACUUUAACACUAUGGUAGUACAAAAAAGUCGUAAAUUAUCUGAACAGGGAUGUCAGAGUUGGAUGCGUUAUGGUUUCUUCCUGAUUAUACGAAAAUAUAUGACGUACAAUACAGGUGGUUCAAAAGGUGCGCGCACGUAAUAUUCACCUUUGAAUCGCAACAACGCAUCGUCGUAAAAUUUAGGUCUCUAAAAUUUGCAGCUAGAGGACAUUACAGCUUGCAAUGUAGUUGCUAUGAAAGUCCCAGUAAAGUAUUUGGACGGCUACUUCAAUUUGCUUCACAUGCAAUAAAAUGCAGCACUUCAGUGGCCCCAAAACUCACAGGUGAAAGAUCAACAUGCUCCGCUUCGCGGACAUUCAAUAAGGGCGAUAACGUAUUCAACACAUAGCUGCAUUGUUAUCGCAUGUCUUAAUGUCAUUGAAAAGCACAAUAAACCAUCCCCGUGAUAGCUAAUGGCGGUAAGAUUGUGUUAACACGACAAAUGGAAGCUAAAGUGUGAGGCCCUGGGUACUUCUGAGAACAAGCAGGGCCACGUAGCUCCUGCGGUUCCGAUUAUUCUUCAUUUACAGUUUCAAAUCCAAUGUGUGGUGCCACGAAAGGAAUGAAUCAUUGACUUUUUGUAGCUUUCGAAAGCCAUAAUGAGUAUCCUUUAAUAUAAAAACGUUUACUCAGUUGUACGUUCAACCAGAUACAGCCUGCGGUGCUACAGCUGCCACGGGUUCUACUGUUUCACAUAGCAGGUCGAAAGAGUGUUGUGUGACACAGUCAGCUCUGCUCAUUCAGGAGGAAGGCUUAUCUCAAGCCAAAACUUAGCGCUUCAGUCUGAAUACAUUGGGACUGCAAAAAUGCGUUCUCUGCAUCUGAAUUCCUGCGUCAUUUUGGGUGAAGAUUGUUUAAAAAAUAGUUCAAAGGCAUACAAAAAUGCCACGCAAACUUGGGUUCAAUAACUUCCGCACAUCUUCAGUCAAUUCGCAACAUUUCUAUUCAAACGUCAUGCAAAGAAUAACUAUCUCGGCAGGAAGGACAGGUGUGGAAAGUGAAUUCGUUGCGUCUGCUGGAGCGUCCAAACUGGUUCAAAUUAGCGCCGUGACAAUUGCAGCAUAGCCAGAAUCAUGACGCUCGUUGCGGAAAAUUUACAAGAUAACAUUUCAGGUAAAAAAAAAAAAUAUUGUUUGACGUUUUGACAUGAAAUAAUUUCUGACCGGUUGUAUUGUUGAAUUCUAUGACAGGCAGGAAGACAGACUACACCAAAUAAAUAGCUGUCCUUACAAGGGGAUGAGCAAAACGAGAACAAGGUGAAAGCAGGAGCCAACAUUUCGACAAGUGGACUUGCCUUCUUCCGCCAUGACGAAGACAAAUCCACUUGUCGAAGCGUUGUCUCCCGCUUUCACCUUGUUCUAGUUUUGCUCAUUGCCUUGAAUUUCCAUCUCCCACCUUCGCCAUGUUGUCCUUACAGGGGAGAAAUUAUGUUCUGUUGUAUUUUGCGCAGGGUUAAGUAAACACGGUCAAGUCUACUUUAAGCCGUUCCCCGGGGAACCAUCUCUGCGUCCCCAUGCAUGAAUUUAGAGAGCAGUGCCUAAGGAGAUGCUUCUUCUUACACCAUGAUUCUCCCCUCUUCGUUCACAAUAACGCUGAGGCGGUAAAGCUACCAGCCUGCUACGGAAGGCUAGUUCCGCCUGAAUAUUGUAACGUUCGCCGUAAAGGCAUGUAUGCCGAGCCGCUGCUUAGAGUGUCGCGCUACGUGUGUGCUUUCGAAGUGUUUUCAAAUCAACAGGAGUGAUAAAACAUUGCACGACAAAAGCGCAAGUAAAUACUGCGAAGCCCGAUGCCAUGUACUCUGUGUUUGCAGCUUGCUUUGUUUUCCUUGCUUGUCUCAGGAUUUUGUGCCAACAGCACAAAAUUUUCAUUCGAAUUUAUCACGUGCCCCGACACAAGCAGAGAAUUUGAUCCGGAAAGACGUGAUGAGGUAGCAGAAGCUGUUAACGUUAUAAGGAUGUACGGAGAGAAUGCAUUAGCGUGUAUGUGAUUAUGUACAUAUGGUUAAGAAAAAUUAAGAACUGUCCUCAUAAAUAUCGCAUCACUGUGUGGUUUCUCUGUUUGAAAACUACAUGCCAAACGUAAGAACCCAAUGACGAUUGUUGCGCGACGAUGUUGCCAAGUAUUACACAGCGAGUUAUUUUUGUUGAGAAAUUGCAUUCCUUUCAUUGUCCGUCUCAAGGAUCUGUGCUUUCCCCCCCUUACGCGAAAGCGUUUUCAUUUCAUUUGAUUGACCUUGUAAAUUUAGAAAUGCGGAGUGACUCCACGCUACAUUACAGCUUUGAGAUUGAAAUUUUAUUUGCGUGUCUUAUCUUUCACGUUUGUAUGCUGUGUGGGUGCCUGUACAAGUGUAAAAAUGCGUCAUUACGUCUGAACAAUAAACAAAUAAGCUGUUAUGUUU